Messenger RNA from Rhipicephalus microplus (southern cattle tick), 401 nucleotides. RefSeq lists its product as uncharacterized. Lineage: Eukaryota; Metazoa; Arthropoda; Arachnida; Ixodida; Ixodidae. Gene Ontology annotation, cellular component: membrane. The record is from RefSeq and is a predicted model, not a curated record.
CCUGUUUUCGCAAGAAUGCGCGCAUCUCGUGGAGACGCUAGCAAUUUUCCAACACGAACAAGGGCAAUGGCUGGUCCAACUCUUCUUGCUGUAGGAGCAGCAGUAGCAGGAGCAGCCGGCGCACUGAUGGCUGUACCUGCAGUACUUGCAGCCGCUGGAUUCGGAGCUGCCGGUGUGGCUGCCGGAUCAUAUGCUGCAGCUACCCAGGCAACCAUGGGGGGCUUCGUGGCCAAAGGCAGCCUAUUUGCACUUUGCCAAAGCUGGGGAGCAGCUGGACUUCCCCUCGCUGCAAAGGGUGUUGCUGCUGCAGCCGGCGCAUGGCUUGGUUUCAAGGUGGUUUAAUGAACCACAUAAUGCACUGGCAGUCUAAGCCCAAUAAAAGCAUAAGAAAUCACAGCAUA